Hypomesus transpacificus is the source of this 1645-nucleotide messenger RNA. Its product is annotated as DNA-directed RNA polymerases I, II, and III subunit RPABC1-like. Gene Ontology annotation, molecular function: DNA-directed RNA polymerase activity; DNA binding. The record is from RefSeq and is a predicted model, not a curated record. Gene Ontology annotation, biological process: DNA-templated transcription. Gene Ontology annotation, cellular component: RNA polymerase I complex; RNA polymerase II, core complex; RNA polymerase III complex. The transcript is spliced from 7 exons. The coding region runs from base 219 to 851 and encodes 210 amino acids. Lineage: Eukaryota; Metazoa; Chordata; Actinopteri; Osmeriformes; Osmeridae.
UAUCCAUUUAGGAUGUGUUCAUUAUAUGUGAUGGUAUAUUUGUAUAAUGGUUGGUUUUGAGACGAUAUUUGAAUAGGCGAUCGUUACGGAAACCCCUUGUAGUACGGAAGAUGUUCGGAUGUGACAAAAUGACAGUUUUUUGAAUUCAGAACGUUGUGGCCAAACAGCUAAAGCUGGGCAUAUUCUGUAUAUUUCUGGCAUAAUUGCUUAAUCAACAAAUGGAUGACGAAGAAGAAACCUACAGAUUAUGGAAAAUCCGGAAAACUAUCAUGCAGCUGUGCCACGACCGCGGGUACCUGGUGACUCAAGAUGAGCUAGAUCAGACUCUGGACGAAUUUAAAAGCCAGUUUGGCGACAAGCCCAGCGAGGGACGCCCACGACGGACAGAUCUUACUGUGCUUGUUGCCCACAACGAUGAUCCAACUGACCAAAUGUUCAUCUUCUUUCCAGAGGAGCCCAAGGUGGGAAUUAAGACCAUCAAGAUGUACUGCCAGCGGAUGCAGGAGGAGAACAUCACGCGAGCCAUAAUUGUGGUCCAGAUGGGCAUGACACCUUCUGCCAAACAGUCGUUAGUUGACAUGGCACCAAAAUACAUCCUGGAGCAGUUUCUGCAGCAGGAGCUUCUCAUCAACAUCACAGAGCAUGAGCUGGUUCCAGAGCACAUAGUGAUGGCCAAGGAGGAGCUUACAGAACUAUUGACUCGAUAUAAACUAAAGGAGAGCCAGCUGCCCAGGAUCCAAGCAGGAGACCCUGUGGCCAGAUACUUUGGGCUGAAAAGAGGACAGGUGGUGAAAAUCAUCAGGCCAAGUGAAACUGCGGGGCGCUACAUUACCUACAGACUAGUGCAGUAGAUGUACAAGCGCACCUACGUUCAACUGAUAUCAACUACUCAAAACUGUUCCGCAAACUGUUAAUUUUAUGUUGGAAAUGAAAAUGUUUUUUUUUAAAUGUGUUUAAAGUCUGUGUGAAUGUUGUAGCUCUGCCAUUGUGUUAUACAUCAUUUAUCACCCUAUCUGUUCUGAUUUGCGCUUUUCUAACCCCAAAUUUACUGUGAAUGCUCAUUUUGUAGCCUUGAUUUUAUUAGCGACUGAUAAAAGGACACAAGCAGUUAUAGCAGAUGACCAACAGGGAGCGCUAGAAGCCUAGCAUUGACUUUUUGUAUAGAAUAUUGAACUUGGUUUACUAUAUUUUUACAUCAUUUGUACAUUUAGUCAUUUAGCAGACGCUCUUAUCCAGAGCGACUUACAGUAAGUACAGGGACAUUCCCCCCGAGGCAAGUAGGGUGAAGUGCCUUGCCCAAGGACACAACGUCAUUUGGCGUCAUAUUUACCAAUUAUACAUUAGCAUGUAAAUAACAAAAUCUUCCUUAUUAAACAUUUAGAUAUUUGUAUGUCUUGGACUGUUUCAGAGGAACGGACUGUCUCCUAUUCCUCCUUCUGGCUCGUGUGUCCUUUCCAGGCGGUGCUAUGUGUGUACUGUGAUGCUGUGAAGCCAAACUGUGAAUAUCUGACAGUGUGUUUGUAUGACAGCAGGAGAGGUGCUUUCUGACACACAGGCUACAUAGCAGAAGCUCUCCUACCCAUCCUAUCCUUUUGCUCCCGCAGAAGACACCUACUUGAUCAAGUCAUAAAGUACAAUGAAAGAA